UUAAAAUUUACAUUGGUAAAUAAACCCAGGUAAUAAUGGCAUCCACUCAAGAAAUUGAAGGACCCUGGAAUUCAGCGACUAUAAAAGUGGUUAAAGAACCUGAUGAUAAAAUCAGAGUUCUUGAAUUCUUCUGCAGUAAUUUCAUCCAGGAAGAGCCCACACUGAAGCUGCUUGGCUCAACGGAGGAAUUAAGACACGAUUUGGAGCUAAUGGUCAGGAAAAUGUUGGACGAAGAGUUAACUCUCGUUGCCGAAGAAGAUGGCGAGGUUGCUGCUGUCUGGAUAUCCUACAACAAUACGGACAUUGGGGUGGCAAAUUCUGCGGAGGGGAAACUGUACCUCCAAAUUUUGGACGAUGCUGAGAAAGCCGUGGAUUUUGGACAAGUUUUUGGCACGAGUGACUACUGCACGAUGUUUGGUGUCCUUGUUGCCCCCAAGUUUAGGAGACAAGGUUUAGCCACAGAACUCGCCAAGCGGUCGCUGGCCUUAUUUUUACAGAAUGGCAAAACUCACACCGUUAUAAAGUGUACGUCUCCAUUUACGAGGUCAAUGAUGGUACGGCUAGGAUUUGAAGAGAUUGGGAAAUUGGGAUACGAUCAAAUCGUGAAUGAGGCUGGGGAGAAAGUAUUUUCUGAGAAUGAACUAGACCCCAGACUUCAUUAUGUCACUGUGUAUGGAAAAAUGGAGGUUGUGCCGUUGAAAUUAUAGAGAAAGUAAAUCCGUCACUUAUGUAGAAAUGAUUGUAGUUACCUAUAUGUGAAGCCUUUAUUGUUUUGUUAAUACAUAUAUAUCAAAUGCAUGCAAACUUGGAAAUCUACAUAUAAAUAAAUACAUGCAUAUGCCAAACAUAUGACUAUAAUUAUAAAAAAAACAAGUAAUCAAGUAAUACGUCUUUGAGUUAGGUUUUUAUCUUAUAUGUAUGAUGCACAAAGCCAAUGAUUUAUUAUACUAUACUUUAAAUAAAUACGGUUACCUACAUGUACGAUAUAUAAGUUGUAACGCUCCCUAUUCUAUUAUGGGAUUGCGUGUCCUGAUUCACAUCCACUUUCACGGAUGCCCCUUUUCUUUGCGACGUUGUGCAAUAAAUUCGUAGUGGAAAAUCA
Messenger RNA from Folsomia candida, 1102 nucleotides. RefSeq lists its product as uncharacterized. Gene Ontology annotation, molecular function: acyltransferase activity, transferring groups other than amino-acyl groups. Bases 36 to 707 code for a protein of 223 amino acids. The transcript is spliced from 2 exons. Lineage: Eukaryota; Metazoa; Arthropoda; Collembola; Entomobryomorpha; Isotomidae. The record is from RefSeq and is a predicted model, not a curated record.